UUCAAAGCUCCCACAACAAGAGAAACAGGAGAGAGGGAGAGACAGAGAGAGCGGGAGCGCGAGAGAUAAGAUCAUAAGAUGCUGCUUUCUCUCUCCGCGCGGUCUGCUUCUCCUCCUCUUCCUCUCAUUCGAAAUGCACGGACUCGUCAUGGAAGCAGCAUUCUGGUCAAUUGUCGUCUCCGUAAUUGUGGUUCUUGGAUUCCUCGUCCUUCUCUUUUGAAGACGAUAAAGUUUUCAUCUCAGGGAGCAGGAAGCAGAGAUGAAUAUGGAGGAGGGGAACGGGGAGGAAGAGGAGAAGAGAAAGAGGAAUUUGAGAGGCUCUUUUCCAACCUCAACCAAGUAACCCUGAAAAGAGAUCCAGGGAGCCUGAGCAGUGCCGUCUUUCUGGUUGCUGGAACCACGGUCGGUGCUGGUAUACUAGCCAUCCCUGCAGUGACACAGGAAUCUGGGUUUCUUGCCUCCUCAAUGACUUGUGUAUUUUGCUGGCUUUACAUGGUUGUUACAGGCUUGUUGAUUGCAGAAGUAAAUGUCAACACCAUGUGUGAACUUGGUUCUGGCGGUGUUUCAUUAGUGUCAAUGGCAAUGCGGACACUUGGGAAACUGGGAGUUCAGGUUGCUUGCUGGUCGUAUCUGUUCAUCCAUUAUGCUCUUCUUGUGGCAUAUGUGGCUCGUUCUUCUGAUAUCUUGGUGACUUCCUUCGGCAUGCCAUUAUGGGAAAGCGCUCUGCUGUUUACAUCAGUUUUUGGUAGUAUAUGUUAUUUUGGAAGCCAGCGAUUUAUUGGGGCUGUAAAUGGGAUCUUGGUUUUCGGCAUCCUGAUUUCCUUUACAACUCUUGUGGUAUUGGCUGGUAGUGAUAUUCAGUUGAAUUCUCUUUUGAAGUUCCAUCUGGAAGCUAUACCCCAAAGCAUACCGGUUAUAGCACUUGCAUUUGUCUACCAGAAUGUGGUACCAGUUCUUUGCACCAACUUGGAGGGGAACCUAUCAAAGGUUAGGAUAGCAAUAAUAUUGGGAACUGCUAUUCCACUUGUUUUGUUUCUUAUCUGGGAUGCUGUCAUUCUUGGAACUGUUCCAAAUUUUGAUGCAAGCAACAGUGGAGUCCUGGAUCCUUUGCAGCAACUGAGGUCCAACAACGGUCUAAUUGGUCCGGUUGUUGAGUUAUUCUCCUUCCUUGCAAUUGGAACUUCAUAUAUUGGAUUUGUAUUGGGCCUUUCAGAUUUUGUGUCUGACUUACUGAAGCAACCUGCUGGACAGAAUAGACCCCUUCCAUAUUUGUUAACUAUAUUCCCACCCUUGGUUUUAGCUUUUCUAGAUCCAGAAAUAUUUUUCAGAGCUUUGGACUUUGCGGGAACGUAUGGAGUUUUGGUUUUGUUUGGAGUUCUUCCUGCAGCCAUGUCAUGGUCGGAAAGGUAUAAUAGAGCUUCUUCAUCACCGAUCACUUCCCCCUUAGUUCCUGGAGGAAGAUUAACUCUCAGCCUCAUUGCUGGCGGGGCGGCAUGGGUGAUUCUUUCUGAAAUUCUUGCCAACUUUUCUUGAUGACACAAGAUGUUUCGAUACUCACCUAUAAGAAAUUACUGGAAGACUUGCCUUUUUUUGUCCUUUUAAUAACUGUUUGUAAGCAAAUAAUAAGGAUCACAUCAUAUUUUCAUGGGGAGAUAAAGCUAACGGUCUUUGUGUGGAUAAAGUUUUGAAUCAUUAUGUUGGUCUAUUGAUCUUGUUCGACUGAAAGUUUAUUCAGUUGAGUAUGGUAAACCUCGUUUCUUU
Molecule: messenger RNA, 1761 nt
Organism: Nymphaea colorata (pocket water lily)
Lineage: Eukaryota; Viridiplantae; Streptophyta; Magnoliopsida; Nymphaeales; Nymphaeaceae
Exons: 14
Coding region: 79-1533 (484 amino acids)
Biological process (GO): amino acid transmembrane transport
Source: RefSeq, a predicted model, not a curated record